Messenger RNA from Sesamum indicum (sesame), 2606 nucleotides. RefSeq lists its product as uncharacterized. Gene Ontology annotation, biological process: positive regulation of growth. NCBI's taxonomy places the organism in Eukaryota, Viridiplantae, Streptophyta, Magnoliopsida, Lamiales, Pedaliaceae. The record is from RefSeq and is a predicted model, not a curated record.
AGAGGAAAAAGGGAAAAACCAAGAAAACAAACUGAAAGUUGCAGACUUGAAUUUCUCAGACAGUGAUGAGGGCCAUCUUCUUCAAACUGCCCUCCUUACCUUUUUGAAAUAAAUCAUUACAAAUCUCUCCCAAACACACACACACACACACACACACACAACACAGUGCAUUGGAAAAGUUGCCCUUAAUCUCAAUCAAAUCUCCUCCUCCUUUUCUUUUCCCUCCAAUCUUCUUUCUUUCCACUCCUCUGUUCAUCAAUCAAUUACACUACACUCCUUCACACAACUCUCAUUCUUUUCUCCCACGCCUGCUGAAACCUCCGAUUUCACACACUCACGCGCAUUUUCUUCUUCUGGGCUUCUUGUUUGCACUUUUCUUGACAUAAAUUCAUGACCCUUCAAUGCCCUUUUGCUUUUUCAAGCUAAAGAUACAAUCUUGGCAAAAAAUUUCGAGUACGCGUGUGAGACUUAGCUAGCAGCAUUUGAUGGUCGAAUACUAGUGGAGAAGUGCUGGCCAGAUCUGAAGUGGGCAACCUGUAUUUCAGAUCCUGUUGGCGGAAGGAGGCAGAGAUGGUUGCGGAGCUUUGGAUAUUGAAAAUGGGUAAUCAGGUGAGUAGCAAUUUAAAGCAUGCUUUAUAUCUUGAGAAUUCGACAAAAUCCUCAAACAAAAAACAGGGAGUUCAAGAGAGACAAACUAUUGGGAUACUGUCUUUUGAAGUAGCUAAUGUAAUGUCCAAGAUUAUUCAUUUGCACAAAUCUUUGACUGAUAGUGAGAUCCUUAAGCUCAAGAAUGAGAUCUUAAAAUCCGAGGGGAUAAGAACCCUUGUAUCUAGUGAUGAAAAGCAGCUCUUAGAGCUGGCCCUUGUGGAGAAAUUUGAUGAUUUGAAUAGGGUUGCUGGCGUGGUGUCUAGGUUAGGGAAGAAAUGUACAAUCCCAGCACUGCAGGGGUUUGAGCAUGUUUAUGGGGAUAUUGUUUCUGGGAUGAUUGAUAUUAAGGAGCUGGGGUUUCUGGUGAAGGAUAUGGAGAGUAUGGUUAGGAAAAUGGAGCGAUAUGUGAGUUCCACAGCCAGUUUGUACACCGAAAUGGAGGUCAUGAAUGAACUUGAGGUUGCCACCAAAAAGUUUCAGCAGAACCAGCAUGAGGAGAGUAGGAAAGCUUUUGAGCAGAAGUUGACAUGGCAGAAGCAAGAUGUGAGUCAUUUAAAGGAUGUUUCGCUCUGGAACCAGACGUAUGAUAAGAUUGUUGAGCUGUUGGCAAGAACUGUGUGUACAAUUUGUGCACGUAUGUAUGUUGUGUUUGGAGAUGCCUAUUCAAGAGGGGAUGUUUCUAGUGCUUCAAUUUUGGGAUCACAAGUUGGUCUUAGCGGGAGUUUGAGGCGUGUGAAGCAGAACCCUGGGCAGAAAUCAGGUCAGUUGGAUGUAGGGAGAGUGAUCCAAAAGGAUGGUAGUUUGACAAAGUCCAUUUCGUCCAAGCAUGAUGAUUAUUGUCAUUCAGGGCCAAUUGUAAAAGAAGGAUUGGAGAAGAGAACCCUAAGCUUAAGACCCAAAGUGGGAAUCCAGAAGAAUGAUGGACGCUUGUUUCGUCCAGAAGAUUUCAAUUUUGCUUGUGGUACAGGACCGGGGAGGAUGUUUAUGGAAUGUUUAAGUCUCAGUAGUUCUGCUUCCAAGGUGGAUGAUGACGACGAUCAUGUGAGUUAUGAUGAUCAAAGUAGUCAAGUUUCGGGCCAUUUUAGUGUGCCAAGUGUUGCUAAGAGAGAGCAUCCGAAUCUAUCCGGUUGUUUUAUUCAUGCCAUCAAUUCCAAUCCUUUCAAUGGAGGCCAGAGGCAGUCGAAUGGCAGUCUGAUAGAUGGCUCAAAGUUCAGUCCGAAGAGUAGUCUGCUGGUUUACGCGCCUCCUACUACUGUAGGAGGCUCUGCUUUAGCCUUGCACUAUGCCAACGUAAUCAUUGUCUUAGAGAAACUGCUCCGCUACCCACAUCUGGUUGGUGAUGAGGCUAGAGAUGAUCUCUAUCAGAUGCUCCCAACGAGCCUGAGAAAGACAUUGAAGACUAGUUUGAAGUCUUACAUAAAAGAUUUGGCUAUUUAUGAUGCUCCUCUAGCCCAUGACUGGAGGGAACGGCUCGAUGUAAUGCUUAAGUGGCUCGCCCCAUUAGCACACAACAUGAUCAGGUGGCAAAGCGAGCGUAACUUCGAGCAACAGCAAAUUGUCACGAGGACGAACGUUCUUUUGCUUCAGACAAUAUAUUUCGCUGAUCGAGAAAAGACGGAGGCAUCCAUAUGCGAGUUACUUGUUGGUUUAAAUUACAUAUGUCGAUACGAGCAACAACAAAAUGCAUUGUUGGAUUGUGCUAGUAGUUUCGAUUUAGAAGACUGCAUGGAGUGGCAAUUGCAAGUCGGUGCUUCAUUUCAUCCUUGAUUCUUUGCUCAGGUUUUGAUUACACUGCUUUUAGUCAUUGGUCGUCAUUUUCUUAACUUUCCACGCUCGUGCUGUAUGAUAACGUAGAUCGAUGAUAGUUCUUCUACACGUUGUGAAUAUCAGAGCUUUGUAUAUCAAAGAUGUCUAUUGUAAAAUAGACUUGAUUUCUGUAUUUGAUUGUAAGACAUUGA